Molecule: messenger RNA, 3653 nt
Organism: Rosa chinensis
Lineage: Eukaryota; Viridiplantae; Streptophyta; Magnoliopsida; Rosales; Rosaceae
Product: phosphatidylinositol 4-phosphate 5-kinase 1
Exons: 8
Coding region: 323-2635 (770 amino acids)
Biological process (GO): phosphatidylinositol metabolic process
Molecular function (GO): ATP binding; 1-phosphatidylinositol-4-phosphate 5-kinase activity
Source: RefSeq, a predicted model, not a curated record
GGACUGGACUGACUGUCUCUCUCUCUCUAAGCUGUGCUGUGCGCCUUGUGUUGGUUUGUGGAUUCCCACCUAUUUUCCCAAACACAAAGCACUAAAGAGCAAAGACAAAGACAAAGAGGGUAGCCACAAGAACAAAAAGAAAAAGAAAUACCCAUUUCACUCAUUCCAUUCUCUCUCUCACUAAUGCUCGCCGGAUUCCAUUUUCCGGCCGACUCUUUCUAAAUGCAGUCUCGGUUUCGCUGAGCUUCGACUCCAGGAGGUGUUUACGUCAGUGUGAGUAACAAGGUAGUGUCGGUGCGUGUGUAUAUAUGUGAAGGCAAAAAUGCGUGAAGCACUGUUGUGUGAAUCCCCAAGCGACGUCGUGUUGUGUGCCAAGAAGAAGAGGUCAGAGGACGAGGACGCGCCUCCGCAGCUCGUGGUUGCCGCCCCGGCGCUCUCCAUUGGCCGGAGCCGAUCUCAGGCGGGGACUCGCCGCGUCACUCCGACGACGACGACGACGACGACUAGCACGGAGGUGGCGGUGCCGAGCAUCGAGAGGUUUCUGCCGAACGGGGAUCUCUACAUCGGGAGCUUCGCCGGCUCGGUCCCGAACGGAUCCGGUAAGUAUCUGUGGACGGACGGGUGCAUGUACGAGGGGGAGUGGCGGAAGGGCAAGGCCUCCGGGAAAGGGAAAUUCUCGUGGCCGUCGGGCGCGACUUACGAGGGCGAAUUCAAGUCGGGUCGGAUGGAAGGGUACGGGACGUUUAUCGGAUCCGACGGCGACACGUACCGGGGGACGUGGUCGGCGGAUCGGAAGCACGGGAUGGGCCAGAAGCGCUACGCCAACGGCGAUUUCUACGAGGGAUCGUGGAAGAGGAACCUCCAGGACGGCCAGGGGAGGUACGUGUGGCAGAACGGCAACGAGUACGUCGGCGAGUGGAAGGCCGGAGUCAUUUCGGGUCGGGGCGUUUUGAUUUGGGCCAAUGGGAACAAGUACGACGGCCAGUGGGAAAAUGGAGUCCCCAAAGGCAACGGAAUAUUCACCUGGCCUGACGGCAGCUGCUACGUCGGUUGCUGGAACAAGGAUUUGAAGAUACAGCAGCUUAACGGCACGUUUUACCCCGCCAACGGCGGCAAGGAGCAGAACUUCGACAACAUUGGGCCUUUCGCGGCGGAGAAUUUGACGAUAACGAUGAGGAAACGGUCGUCGGUGGACGGAGCUAGAGGGAGCCUGGCGGAGAGGUCGUUUCCGAGGAUUUGUAUUUGGGAGAGCGACGGUGAGGCUGGGGAUAUUACUUGUGAUAUUAUUGAUAAUGUGGAGGCUUCUAUGUUCUACCGCAACGGCACGGCGUUCGAUCGGGACUCGUUUAUGCAGUUCAAGAGGAAUCCCUGUUGCUUUUCCGGCGAGCCCAAGAAACCUGGCCAGCCCAUUUCCAAAGGGCAUAAGAACUACGAUUUGAUGCUCAAUCUUCAAUUGGGUAUAAGGUACUCUAUUGGGAAGCAUGCUUCCAUAGUGCGGGACCUUAAAUCCAGUGAUUUCGAUCCGAAGGAGAAGUUCUGGACCAGGUUUCCGCCGGAGGGAUCCAGCAAAACGCCGCCUCAUCAAUCGUUUGAGUUCAGGUGGAAGGACUACUGUCCUAUGGUGUUCAGGCGUUUGAGGGAGUUAUUCCAAGUAGACCCUGCAGAUUAUAUGCUGGCUAUUUGUGGAAAUGAUGCUCUUAGGGAGCUUUCUUCUCCAGGGAAAAGCGGCAGCUUCUUUUACCUGACUCAGGAUGAUAGAUUCAUGAUUAAGACUGUCAAAAAAUCAGAAGUCAAGGUGCUAAUAAGGAUGCUUCCAAGUUAUUAUAGACAUAUGUCUCGGUAUGAAAAUUCUCUUGUCACUAAAUUCUACGGGGUGCAUUGUGUCAAACCUGUUGGGGGCCAGAAGACAAGGUUUAUAGUGAUGGGCAAUUUGUUCUGCUCGGAGUAUAGAAUACAUAGACGAUUUGACUUGAAAGGAUCUUCCCAUGGUAGAACAACUGAUAAGCCUGAGGGGGAGAUUGAUGAAAUUACAACCCUGAAGGACCUUGAUCUUAAUUUUGUGUUUCGACUACAAGGAAAAUGGUACCAGGAGCUUAUGAAGCAAAUUGAUCUGGAUUGUGAAUUUUUGGAAGCAGAGAGAAUCAUGGAUUAUAGUCUUUUGGUUGGUCUUCAUUUUUAUGAUGGCAAUACGUAUGACAAAAUGGCGCUGUCACCUUUUCUCUUGCGCUCUGGCCAAAAGGAUUCAUUUCAGAAUGAAAAGUUUAUGCGCGGGUGUCGGUUUCUCGAAGCUGAGCUACAAGACAUGGAUCGAGUUUUGUCUGGCCGGAAGCCACGGAUCUGCCUAGGAGCCAACAUGCCUGCAAGGGCAGAGCGGAUGGCUCGAAGGAGUGACUUCGAUCAGUACACCCCUGGUGGGUUCAGUCAUUUGACCCCUUCACGCAGCGGUGAAAUCUAUGAUGUAGUUCUUUACUUCGGGAUAAUAGACAUUUUACAAGACUAUGAUAUCAGCAAGAAGUUAGAGCAUGCAUAUAAAUCCUUGCAAGUCGACCCGACUUCAAUAUCAGCUGUGGAUCCCAAGCUUUACUCAAAGAGGUUCCGGGAUUUCAUUGGAAGAAUUUUCAUUGAAGACAGGUAGUCAACUUCAAUAUCAGCUGUGGAUCCCAAGCUUUACUCAAAGAGGUUCCGGGAUUUCAUUGGAAGAAUUCUCAUUGAAGACAGGUAGUCGCAAAAUGGCAUAUCGCAAGUGGAAACGAGUGCUGUUGCAUUAAGAAGAUUCAUUAAAUGAUCCUCUUUCCAGAAGAAGGCUCAAGACCAGCUCAGAGUGGUUGGGAUGGAGCAUGACUUGAGUGGGGUUCAGAGACUGAACCAAUGCAACUGUGGCGAAACCCCAAAGCUCGGUGGUGGUUCGUCUUCGGGGAUCCCUAUGGCUGAAUUUUGAAGACACAGCCAAGGUGUUUGGUUUUGGCAGGGGGUGGGUGCUUGUACAUUCUUCAAGGUAGAGAGGAAAGGUUUAAGUUAUGGGGUUCUGGGUUUUCUUUCUUUAAUUAAUUUAUUUCUUCCUUUAGGUGAAAUUUUUGUGGUAUCAAGGAAUGUGAAAGAUUUGAAAGAUAGGUAUAGGGAACAGAUGAAUAUGUUUCCCAGAGAGAAGAUUCAAAAAAAAUGGGGGAGGAGACUUGGAAUAACAAAAAGUGUACAGGGUUAUAGAAUAGGGUUGGAUAGCUUAUGGAAUUCAAUGGAUUUUUAUGUGAUAUUUUGAACAAGAAAAGGAAAAAGAAAUGUUUGAAUCAGCAGAGAGACCCUACAGGAAUCUCUCUCCUCCCAUCUUUCUCCCUCUCUCUUACUCUUUGCUCCUUUAAUCCAGAGGUUUGUAUAUAAAAUGGUGUUGGCAAUGUGGAGUAGAAAUGGGGUCAGUGCUUUGCUUUUUGCAGUGAAAGGGAGGCAUUGGGGCAGGAGGAGAGAGAGGUAGGUGUUUGUUUUGUUCAAGUCCUUCAAGACCCAAGAGAGAGGGUGAGAUGCAUCAAAAGCAGAGAAAGCAAGAGAAAGAUGCGCUGAUGUUUCUUGUUUUUGCCUACUUUGUGUACUGCCUUUUCCCCUUUUUAUUUACUACUGUUUCCCUCUGAAUGAAAAUGAAUGGAUUUUCAUAUCUAUGUUUU